Molecule: messenger RNA, 1482 nt
Organism: Cajanus cajan (pigeon pea)
Lineage: Eukaryota; Viridiplantae; Streptophyta; Magnoliopsida; Fabales; Fabaceae
Product: Mitochondrial substrate carrier family protein
Source: RefSeq, a predicted model, not a curated record
CGUUUGUUGUGGGAGCGAGAGAGUGUGCGCAACGAACAACGCAACGCCACGAGGUUUACAUUUUUUUGUAUAUAAAUGCGCUUCUAAAUAGUGUGCUCUCUCUCUUGGACUCGCCUCUCACGCCACUACCACUCUUUCACUUCUUUCUCGUUCUCUCGCUUAACCCUUUUUUUUCUCUCACAAACACCAAUGGGAGACGAGAAGAAGCCCAAGCCUGCCACUUCCGGCGUGUGGUCCACCGUCAAGCCUUUCGUCAAUGGUGGGGCCUCCGGCAUGCUCGCUACCUGCGUCAUUCAACCCAUCGACAUGAUCAAGGUGAGGAUUCAACUUGGCCAAGGAUCGGCUGGGCAGGUCACCUCCAACAUGCUCAAGAAUGAGGGUGUUGCUGCCUUCUAUAAGGGUCUAUCCGCUGGAUUACUCAGGCAGGCUACCUACACCACUGCUCGACUUGGAUCAUUUAAAAUCUUGACAAGCAAAGCAAUUGAGGCUAAUGAUGGGAAGCCCCUGCCACUGUAUCAGAAAGCUCUGUGCGGGCUGACUGCUGGUGCCAUCGGAGCAACUGUUGGUAGUCCAGCAGAUUUGGCGCUCAUUCGAAUGCAAGCUGAUGCAACUUUACCUGCUGCUCAGCGCCGAAAUUACACGAAUGCCUUCCAUGCACUCUAUCGAAUUGUGUCAGAUGAAGGUGUUUUGGCACUUUGGAAAGGUGCUGGGCCUACUGUCGUUAGAGCCAUGGCAUUGAACAUGGGGAUGCUUGCAUCUUAUGAUCAAAGUGUUGAGUUCUUCAGGGAUAAUGUUGGUCUUGGUGAAGCAGCUACUGUGCUAGGUGCAAGUUCCGUAUCUGGAUUUUUCGCAGCAGCUUGCAGUUUGCCAUUUGACUAUGUCAAGACCCAGAUUCAGAAGAUGCAACCUGAUGCUGAGGGAAAAUAUCCAUACACUGGCUCUGUUGAUUGUGCUGUCAAAACCUUCAAAGCAGGAGGACCAUUCAAAUUCUACACUGGAUUCCCUGUCUAUUGUGUCAGGAUUGCUCCUCAUGUCAUGAUGACAUGGAUCUUCCUGAACCAGAUUCAGAAAUUGCAGAAAAACCAUGGGUUGUAGUUCCACAUGGUAAUGGACAUUUUCUGUUGAAUUCAAGCUUUGAUUGAGCAUUGAAUAAUUUGUUGGCUGUGUUGUAGUCCUUUUUGGCAGCUAAACACCAAUGGAGCUGAUCAUUUUUUUAAGUUUAAUUAAUCAUGCGACUGAAGCGGGAAUUACAUACGAACAUUGUAUUAGUCAUAUAUAGAAUUGGAUGCGGCUGGAGCAGAGUAGUAGUAUAAUUCCAUUUUUAGAAUUUAAUGUGAUUGAGAAACUUUGUGGAGAUAUCCAAAACUAGAAUAAGUAUUCAUCUCGGACACCAUUUUGGCAUCAAGUUUUGUAAUUUCGUUUCAUAGGUGGCAUUGGCAAGUAUUUUUUCACAUCCUGCUAUCCAAACCAUGUUAUUUCUUA